AUGAUAUGCGUGGAAUGCGGUCAGCCCGUGAACGACUUGCAUCAUCAGUUUCGAGGAGCGGGGAUCCGGUUGACCAGAUGCGAGUACUGCGGUUGUGUAGCCGACAAGUAUGUUGAGCACGAGCUUGUUAUCAUCUUCCUGGACCUCGUCCUUCAUAAACCACAAGCAUACAGACAUGUCCUGUUCAAC
Messenger RNA from Guillardia theta CCMP2712, 189 nucleotides. RefSeq lists its product as hypothetical. The transcript has a single exon. Gene Ontology annotation, cellular component: Golgi apparatus; cortical endoplasmic reticulum. NCBI's taxonomy places the organism in Eukaryota, Cryptophyceae, Pyrenomonadales, Geminigeraceae. The record is from RefSeq and is a predicted model, not a curated record. Gene Ontology annotation, biological process: intracellular sterol transport; regulation of plasma membrane sterol distribution; sterol metabolic process. The annotation marks the transcript as partial.